AUGAAGACUUCAGUCGUGAUGUUUUGUGCGUUGAUUCUUUGCAUGCUCAGCUUGGCUGCGGCUAAAGCGUUGGAAAAUCCACCACCAAAUCAUCCACCACGUUUCAAACGGGUCGCAGGCGGUUUGAAAAAUCUACCUCCAAACCACCCACCACGUUUCAAACGGGUCGCAGGCGGAACGCCCGCCGCCGACAACAAGUACAACUUUGUGGUUAAGAUUACGCGAAAUAGCGAAAAAUAUCCGUUCUGUCAUGGCACCAUCAUCAGUUCUCGCUGGAUACUGACAAGUGGGCUUUGUUUCAAUGGCAAAACCCCAAAAGAUGUGUUAGUCUCUGCUGGUAUGAAAUAUAAAAUAACUGAAAAUAAAAGUCCGUAA
This is a messenger RNA of Exaiptasia diaphana, 375 nucleotides long. Its product is annotated as chymotrypsin-like elastase family member 2A. Gene Ontology annotation, molecular function: serine-type endopeptidase activity. The record is from RefSeq and is a predicted model, not a curated record. The coding region runs from base 1 to 375 and encodes 124 amino acids. Lineage: Eukaryota; Metazoa; Cnidaria; Anthozoa; Actiniaria; Aiptasiidae. Gene Ontology annotation, biological process: proteolysis. The transcript is spliced from 2 exons.